UACAUGGAAUGGUAUACCUAUAUCUGCUGCCUAUAGCACUGCCAGUGACAAAAGCCAACAGGCUGUAACCUGUGUAACACGCAGGAAAAAAUAAGAAAUUACAAGAUCCGAUCAUUGCGUUUGUUGAGCGUUUUAACCUCACAUUCGUGGACAGUAAGUAUUCAUAUAUUUUAUACAAUAUAGCGACUGAAACCUUGUUCUCGAGAACUCAAGUAGGAACAAAGGGUGUACUAAUCGUACGUAUGUACAUGUAACUGUACGUGUAGCACAGACAGGUACUCUCGAGAAAAUCAGCGAGCAAAUUAGUCCAAAAGGCCCAAGAUUGAGAACCUGUAAGCAACCAAGUACAAGGAAGUUACAGAAGUUCCGGUCCCGGAGGACGUACGAUCGCAUAGAAGCUGGACCUGGCACGCGAUAUAGCCGCAGGAGCAUCCUCCAGCUUCAUGAGAUGCAAGCUGCCUAUUGCGCAUGAAUUGAUGAAUUCCUCGUCGAGUAGCUGCAUCAGUAGCAAAAAAAAAAGCAGAAGCAACAACUGCACCUCAUCGGCCAGCUGUACCAUUACUAGUAGCAGUUAUUUUCUGUCACUACGGCGCCAUCGACACCAUCAAGAUCAACAACAUCCGCAAAAUCAUCAACGUUUGCGUCAGGAACAACAGUAUGGACAUUAUCAUCCCGUCACUGCUACCCUAGCCUCUCCUUCGAUGCCGUCCACGUCCCGAUCGUAGCGUCAUAGCAGCUCUACAUACAUUAACGUGCAUUAACGAAGCAACCUAGAGAUUAAGUCGGUGCAAAAAGAGGACGUUCUCCUUCUCAUACUGCCAUUAAGAUUAUAGCAAACAAUCGAAACAUUGAAGGUAGGAUUGUGCGUGCGCGAGCGCGCGUGUGUGUAGUUCAGUGUACCUGAUGAGAAAUGAGAAUACGUGAAAAAGUGUAACAGAGUCUAGACCAGAUGACCAAAUCUAACAAGUUUUACAAUCUGAGUUAAGGUGGUGAUAUUUGAUCAUAGAUUACAGCGAGACUCCGAGGGCAUGCCGAUGGAGCUCCCCGCAGAGCUCUGAGAAAGUGGUAUUCCAAGAUUUUGCUGCUGCUGCUAAAAAGAAGAAGUAAGAGCGCCGCACACACAGUGUAGAAGAUUGAACAACUGAAAACUGAAUUGAGCAGGGAAAAAGUGCGUGUGUGAUAAAUAGUGUGAAGGUAACGAAAGAAAAGACAAAAGAGAGAGGACUCUAGAGAGCACGAAAAAUAGAGAAUUGCUCCGCGGUCGGUGGUCACCGCAGGUUAUGGCCAACCUGAACUUCGAGGCCCCACCAAGGAGUAUAGCAACUAAUGCGAGUUUAGCCACCCGAGCAGCAGUAGCGGCAGCAGCAGCAGUAGCAGCCGGUAGCGGCAGUAGUUUGACCUCGUCGACCCUAGCGGGUCAUGUCACUCCCACAACCGGUAUGUUCUCAGGCUCAUCCUCGAGCACUUCUGGUGCGGCGAGCAGCGCGGUCAUUGGGCCAAACUUAUCUUACCACCCAGUGGGGGCAGCUUCAGGUGUUAUUGGUGGAGCACAAUCAAGCUCGAAUCACGCAGCAGCAGCAGCAGCCGCAGCGGCGGCGGCGGCAGCAGCAGCAGCAGCAGCAGCAGCAGCAGCUCAACAACAACAGCUUUCUCCUAUGAAUAGUAGGGGCCUUUUUGGCCAAAGUCAGAGAGCGUUUACUGGUGAUAGGCGUAAUAUGCCAACUCUAGGAAAUAAUCCAAUUGGUGGUAUGAACAGUUUUGGAAUACCCCAAAAUCGCAACUACGGAUCUCAAGGUACUAUCAACAAUUUUCAUUCAUUUGGUAGUGGGACGAGUGCUGGUGGUGGAGGAGACACAAGUACACCUCCACUUUUGGACCUGUCUGAAUUUCCUUCGUUAACUAAUAGGGGGCAAGGGGACUCCUCUAUGCCCCAACCUAGUCCCAUGCCAGGGAAACAACCUUAUGGUAUGAAAACACUUAAUUAUGUUACUAAAGUUGGAAUGGUGAAGCAACCGACGUCAGAAGCAAGCGAGUUCACAAUGAGCUCGGAAGAUUUUCCUGCAUUACCGGGAACACAGAGUCGAGAAGGUCCGUCGCCUGGAGGAAGCGUGAUGUCGGGUGAUAAGGGAAUUAAUGUUGGUUUGGGUCCAGAGUUGAGUCAAGAUGUGUUGCAGGCCAACAGAACAAAUAGUUCCGAUAAAUCUGCUUCAACGAAAAAAGGCAUUCAGACAUCACCUGAUGGUAAAGUGACGAAUAUACCAGCAAGCAUGGUGAAGGACCAGUUUGGCAUGGUCGGCUUAUUAACAUUCAUCAGGGCAGCCGAAACAGAUCCGAAUCUCGUGACAUUGGCGCUAGGCCAAGAUUUGACGGCGCUAGGCCUCAAUCUUAACUCGCCCGAGAAUCUGUAUCAGAAUUUUGGUGGUCCGUGGGCCGAGACGCCCUGUCGACCGCAGGACAUUGACUACCACGUUCCACCAGAAUACCUGAUCAAUGCUUCCAUAAGGGAUAAGCUAGCGCCUGUCAAACUGAAUCGAUAUAAGGACGAUCUCUUGUUUUACAUGUUUUAUACAAAUGUGGGUGACGUGUUACAGCUUGCGGCUGCAGCAGAACUGUAUAGUCGCGAAUGGCGAUAUCAUAUGGAGGAAAAAGUGUGGAUCACGCAGGCGCCAGGCCUCGGGCUCGUUGAAAAAACCUCAACAUACGAGCGCGGCACUUAUUACUACUUUGACGCGCAAAACUGGCGUAAGGUUGCCAAGGAGUUCCAUCUUGAUUACACGAAGCUCGAAGGCAGGCCCCACUUGCCCAACUCUUUUUAUCAGAGUCAGCCUUGACCAGGUCUGCCCUCGACUGCACCGACUUCUCCUCUUUCUCCUCCUCCUUCUCAGCAACUGGUGCCACAGCAGCAGCAGCAACCAUCCUCGCCCAUUUCUGCCCGAGCGGCCAGGUGAAUCGCGUGCCCAAGCGCAAUGGACGUUUUUGCUAUGUGAGUUUUGUGAGCGCACGAGGCGAGCGAUCGAGACCGAGAGAGAGGAUUGUUUGCCCAGCCAAGAGAAAGAGAACGAAGAGAAGGCACAAUUCGUACAGUAACGUCACAUGUAAGAAAUAAAAGGAAAAAAAAAAAAAAAAAACAAGAGCCGGCCGAUCAUGUGUUCUCAACUUUCACGGGGAAUGGAUGUUUCUUGAGCUCUUGUGCUACUUCGUUCUUACCAACUGAGAAUUCGGAGAUAAGCGACUAAGCCAUUGUAUAAAUGAACAAAUUUAUUAAUCUUUAAUAAAGCGAUGAAAUUUCACGGAGUUAAACAAACACUAUUGUUGAGAAACCAUUUAAAUUAUUUGCUAUUACUAUUUUUUUUUUUUUUUUUUUUUUU
Messenger RNA from Copidosoma floridanum, 3368 nucleotides. RefSeq names its product CCR4-NOT transcription complex subunit regena (gene Rga). Lineage: Eukaryota; Metazoa; Arthropoda; Insecta; Hymenoptera; Encyrtidae. The record is from RefSeq and is a predicted model, not a curated record. Gene Ontology annotation, biological process: regulation of DNA-templated transcription. Gene Ontology annotation, cellular component: CCR4-NOT core complex.